This is a messenger RNA of Camelina sativa (false flax), 1296 nucleotides long. NCBI's taxonomy places the organism in Eukaryota, Viridiplantae, Streptophyta, Magnoliopsida, Brassicales, Brassicaceae. The record is from RefSeq and is a predicted model, not a curated record.
AUGUUGAAGUUGCUUGGAAGUCUUAGGCGGUUGGAUUUGUCAGGAUCUGAAAACUUGAAAGAGAUUCCAGAUCUUUCGCACGCCCCCAAUCUCCAGUAUUUGGUUCUCACAGGCUGCAACGGUUUGGUUAUGCUCCCAUCUUCAAUUCGGAAUCUCCAUGAACUGAUGGAAUUGAACAUGAGUGGAUGCUCAAGGCUCGAACUUCUUCCAACAGACGUCAACUUAGAAUCACUCGAGUUCCUUACACUCAGUGAGUGUUCACGGUUGAGAUUUUUUCCUAAAAUCUCAACAAGGAUUCAGUAUCUCGAUCUAAGCCACACUGCCAUUGAAGAAGUGCCUUCUUGGAUUAAUGAUAUCUCUGAGCUCGCUGUACUAACAAUGAGUGGUUGCAAGAGGUUAGAAACCAUCUCCCCAAACAUUUUGAAACUGAACAGUCUUCACAUGGUAGAUUUUUCAGACUGCGAAGGAUUGUUACCAAUGCUUGAGAAGGCAACGUUUCCUCGUACUGAAUUGCAUACAAAGUGUUGUGAGUCUCUCCAGGGUACACCUCACUCCUCCCACAAUCCAGUGACUUGUCUUGAAGUCCAGAACUGCUUCGAUUUGGAUAGAGAUGCGAGGCGAUUCAUCUUACAACUAGACAACACAUAUUCUCUCUUACCAGGUGGAGAAGUACCUAUAUAUUUCACACAUCGAGCUUCCAGAAGUUCCCUAGUUUUCCCUUUACACAAGAGCUCUCUCUCUCUGAAGAGUUUCUGGGAUUUAAGGCUUGCAUCUUGCUCGAAUCCUCAACUAGCUGUUGCCACUAUACUCCAGACAUCGAGGUACGCUGGUACUUCAGAGCCACAACCGAUACGUUUUAUGUAGACGCUUACAUGGACUCAUGUAAGAUGGAUAAGCUGGCUUUGUUUCAAAUUUGGCUCCCUACUAAAAAUAUCAAUGAUCCUCCACCAGAAUUGGACUACAACUAUUUGGAAUUUCAUUUUUACUACCGUAGCAACAGAUAUUUCCAUGAAUCCGACAUGGAUAACUGUCCUUGUUCGACUCAGAGGAUAAAAGGAUGCGGUGUACGGAUACGGGAUGUUUCUCCUUACCCGGAUGUUAAUGAUAGAAGCUCUGAACAGUCUCCAUGCGAUGUAGAGUAGAAGGACAUGAACAUUGGAUAAACUAUAUUUUACCAGAACAAAUCCACUUGAUUUAUUGUGCAGAUGACAGAUACCUUCAAACUACUUACCAUGUGACCAAACUGUGCUGAACACAGGAUUGACGCUUUGACUUGGAAGCUUAAGCUACUAGUAA